This is a messenger RNA of Nicotiana attenuata, 981 nucleotides long. RefSeq lists its product as uncharacterized. The transcript is spliced from 2 exons. The record is from RefSeq and is a predicted model, not a curated record. The coding region runs from base 1 to 981 and encodes 326 amino acids. Lineage: Eukaryota; Viridiplantae; Streptophyta; Magnoliopsida; Solanales; Solanaceae.
AUGACGAAAGAUGAAAACAAUUCCAGAGUUAUCAAUGGUGACAACACUACUGGUACCAACACCAUAGUUCAAUUCAACCCCACUUCCAACUGCCAAUCAAACUUAACGGCAGUCACAAUUUUUCCAAUUGGAAAGCUCAGUUCUCCAUGCUUCUGCAUGGACAUGACCUCUAUGGUCACCUUGAUGGAUCUACCCCGACUCCCAACCCGAGCACCACUUUUGGCACCAACACGACCCCCAACCCUGCUUAUACACUUUGGUUCCAAACAGGCUUGGGACUCUUUGCAUAAUGCUUAUGCAAACAAGUCCCAAACUCGGAUCUUUAGUCUUCGUGAUCAACUUGCCCGAAUCACCAUAGACUCCCUCCUUAUUACUGAAUACCUUCAACGUAUUCGGUCCCUUUCGGAUGAACUAGCCACUGUUGGUGCCCCUGUUACUAACUCCGAACUCAUUGUCAAAAUCCUUAGUGGACUUGGCCCUGAGUUUCGCGAGAUCUCGGCUGCUAUACGUGCAUGUGACACCACAGUAACCUAUGAAGAACUGUAUCAGAAGCUGCUUGACCAUGAGCUCUUUCUCCGUCAUGAGGAGGUUAAGAAAAUGCAGAGCCCAAUCACUGCUGAGGUGGCCACUCGCAACAAACCAACCAAUAAUUCCAACAACCGCAACAAUCGUCGUCAGAACAAUAAUGGUACGCCUACUCAGAAUCCUCUGGAAUGGCGCCAGAAUGCUCGCUCCAAUCCGCCAGCUCAGUGGCAAGCCCCGACUAACAAUAAUUUCACUAGUGCUAUCCGGUGUCAGCUGUGCAACAAAAUUGGCCACAUUGCAAGUGUCUGCAGAUCUAAAUCUCACAAUCACUUUGAGGCUAAAGCUAAUUAUGCUUGCGGUUUCACCUCUACUGCCAACCCAUGGAUUAUGGAUUCUGGAGCUACUCAUCAUCUCAUAACAGAGCCACACAAUUUACAGGAAUAUCAUGACAAUUAG